Messenger RNA from Balaenoptera ricei (Rice's whale), 12820 nucleotides. RefSeq names its product ALMS1 centrosome and basal body associated protein (gene ALMS1). The record is from RefSeq and is a predicted model, not a curated record. Gene Ontology annotation, cellular component: centrosome; centriole; cytosol. Bases 27 to 12251 code for a protein of 4074 amino acids. NCBI's taxonomy places the organism in Eukaryota, Metazoa, Chordata, Mammalia, Artiodactyla, Balaenopteridae. Gene Ontology annotation, biological process: regulation of centriole replication. The transcript is spliced from 23 exons.
UCAGCCUCCUAGAACUAGAAGCCAAUAUGGAGCCAGAGGACAUGCCUUGGCCAGGAGAGCUCGAGGAGGAGGUGGAGGAGGAGGAGGAGGAGGCGGAGAACUUGGACGAGUACGAGGUGGUGAUGGUGGAGGAGAUGGAGGAAGAGGAGGGGCGGGAGCCGGACGCGGAUUUUAACUACGAGAGCCAGCGUCGGGAGAGUACGGACGACGAGGAGGAUGAGGAGGCCAAGGCCUGGCUGCAGGCGCACCCCGCCGGGACUUUGCCUCAGCCGUCGCUCCCGAGGCACCGCUACUCGGUGGGCGAGCUGACCAGCCCGGGGAAGGUUGUUCCAUUGACCUGUCAUGUAUGGCAACAGCCAUUAUAUCAAAACAAUAGUGGAAUACAGAUUCCUGAUACUAAUGUGGUCUCUUUGGAAAAAACAGCUCAAUGGGGUUCUGGGGAUGAUCAGAGAACAGAAUCUUGGCAUUAUCUUCCUCAAGAAAUGGACUCUUCCCACACCUUGGAUACAACCCAGACCAGGUUUAAUGUGAGAGAGAAAGGGACUGAAGUGACAGACUUCCCCUCUCUGGAGGAAGGUAUAUUGAUCCAAUCAGAAAAUCAAGUAAAGGAGUCGAACAGAGAUCUCUUAUGUUCUCCAUUGCUAGUCAUACAAGACAAUUUCGCUUCUCCUGAUUUGCCUUUGCUGACAUGUUUGACAAAAGAUCAAGAGUUUGGGCCUGAUUCCUUGUUUCACCAAAGUGAACUAGAUUUUGCACCUCUGAGGGGAAUUCCUGGUAAGUCUGAAGACACUGAAUGGUUUUCUCGACCGUCGGAAGUUAGUGAAGCUUUAUUCCAGGCAGCCUCAGAGGUAGCUUCAAACUUAGUUAACAGUUGCUUUAGUGUAUCUCAGCACCCACUUAUAGGUAGUACAGCUAUUGAGUCUCAGCGCUCUUUAUUAACUCUUGAACAAGGGACUGAAGAAGAGACUGUUUCACCUGACACACUUGAGGAUCUGAAAACCCCCAAAGACUCUGAUAGUUAUGAUGCUCUUUAUUCAUAUAUGUCAUGGAAGACACAAGAAGUUAUACAGGAGCCAGAAACCAAUUUAGCUGAUAAAGAUCAAGUUUCUUUUUCAACUGCAUCUGAUACAAGUGAUGAAUACGUAACUCCUAAAGGAAGUGACAGUUUUGAUGCUUCUUGUUCAUAUGUGCAAUAUGGGGAACAGGAAGCUUUACAACAGUUAGAAAAAUAUUUAACCAGUAGGGACCGUGAUUCUUAUUCAGAUUCAUCUGACACAAUUGAUAAAAAUAAAAUUCCUAAGGAAAGUGACAAUUUUAGUGCCCCUUUUUCAGAUAUGCCAUGGAGCAAACAGGGAGCUUCACACCAUCCAGAAAUAUGUCUAAUCAGUAAGGACUGUGUUUCUUUUCCACGUGAAGUUGCUCCUCGUUUUUAUAGUAAAAUGCCACAUUGUUUUUUGCAUUGUUUGUUGGAAAGAGGAGGAAGAGAGGUUCCCUUGACAGCUGAUAGUCAUUAUUUUGAGAGUGUUUAUUUAAGGGCUCCUGCUGAGAAUGAGAUGAAACAAAAGAUGGAUUCUUUGGAGGGUUAUAAAAGAAAUGAAGAAGAUCUGGGGAAAGAAUUAUCUCAAUGUUUUGAACUAAAGGAGAAUAGAAAUACUUUAGGAUUUUCAGAGGUGCAUCCCAGAUCUUCAGAAAUACAAUAUAUUGAGAAUGUUGUAGUUACUGAUAAUUCUGUAGAAGUGCCAGAAGCACAUAUACUCUCCAGGGGGCAUGAUACCUCUAAGAUGGAGGUUUCUGGUGGUCCUCUUCACACUAUUAAAUCCAACUCAGAUGAGACAUCAGAACAGCUGUGUUUUCAAGAAGAAAGAAACCAAAAGCCACCUUCUGCUUUUGGUGGGAAAAAUGUUGAUGCUACUGAAAAUGUAGCCUUUCAGGCAGUUAUUGCCUCUAUUGAACCUUCUGAGAAAGAGAGUACAGUAAAUGAAAUCCAAACUGACAUCAAUAAAUCUUUAACAAAUGACAGCCAAGAAAGUGAACCAAAAAAUCCAGAUCUUUCCUUAUUAAAUUAUUAUGAAAACUUUUUCUUUGAUAAACUUAAUCAUCCACCCUAUCAAUCUACUCCUGGGGUGUUUGAAUCAGCAGCUUCAAAACCAUUGUUGUAUAAAAAAGAUGAUGGUGAUAGCUCCCUGUACUGGCAUCCUAAUUUAAAAUCACUCCCCAGUGCUCCUCAGGAAAUAUUCAUUAAGCCACUUUCUCUUAGUCCAGAGCUUAAGUCGUCAUCUUCUUUAAGUGAAAAAUCUCUCAGACAGGCUGUUGGUCUUGGCAAAACACAGUCGGCUUUAUUUCAGUAUGAUACAGACAAUGAACCGUUUCUUCCCAUUGGGAAGAUAAAGUCUGUUUCUGCUCUUGACCUUGCAGAGAAGUUAGGAUCUUCAAACAUUAUUUAUCCAAUGAAAAUACGGACUUCAGAUUCUUUGGUUUUACAAGAUUUAAAGCAGCACACCUUUGAAGAAGUUGCAGAUUCCUCAAACUGUAUUUUGGAGGGCCUGCAGGGGAAGGCUGAAUCUGACAUCUAUACUCUGGAUGAUGAUACUGAAUGCUGUAGCCUAGAUGAAAAUGCUGUUGUAUGCAGGAAAAGAGUUGUUGAACUACAAAGAGAGAUACGUGACCAAGGUGACUUGACUGGUGAGUGCAUUAAGCUAGCAGGUUUAGAAAAUUUGCUUGAUGAUCUAGAGAUUUGUGACAGCUCCCUGCACUGGCAAUCUACUGUACAGCUGCCAUCUAAGGAAGAGAGCAGUUUUGAAGAGCCUGUAUAUCCUUCUAAUAUGGACAUUAAUCAGUCUUUUUCAUCUGUAUUGCCUCCAUUUGUUCCUCAUGAGCCAACUAGAGAGUUGGAGUAUCACUCUUCAGAUCUCAGAAUGUUGAGGGUAUCUCCUGACACUGUGCCAGGGACUCUCAAACAUUCAACAGGGGAUACGUCCAAAGGAGACAUAGCUGAAAUUCCUCAAUCCACCUUGAAACCAGGCAUCACUACCACUCCUGAAGAUUCAGACACUGUAUCUCAUUUAUCCUUGUCCCCUGAGGACUUUCCUCAGUUGGCUGGAAGGUCUCCUCAAGUGAAGAAUAUUGUUCAACAUACUGAUACUCCCAACCAACAGACAUUAGCAGACAGUCGUCUAACUGAAGAGGCUCUAAAAGUUUCAGCUGUUCCUGGGCUAGCUGACCAGAAGACUGGGAUAGCAACAGUGCCCUCUAGUUCCUACUCACAAAGAGGGAAGCCAAAUAUUUUCUACCCACAGGGCUUGCCAGAUGGUCAUCUAACUGAAGAGGCUCUAAAAGUUGCAGCUGUUCCUGGACUUGGUGACCAGAAGACAAGUAUAUUUACAGUCCCUCCAAGUUCCUACUCACUUGGAGAGAAGCACAGUAUUUUCUACCCACAGGCAUUGCCAGAUGGUCAUCAAACUGAAGAGGGUCUGAAUGUUUCAGUUCUUCUUGGACUAGCUGAUCUAAAGACUGGAAAACCAACAGUACCGGCUAGUUCCUACUCAGUUGGAGAGGAACCUGGUAUUUUCUACCAACAGGCCUUGCCAGGCAGUCAUCUACCAGAAGAGGCUCUGAAAGUUUCACCUUCUCCUAGACCAGUUGAUGAAAAGACUGGGUUGCCUACUGCAUCCUCUACCUCUUACUCACAUGGAGAGAAGCCUCGUAUUUUCUAUCAACAGACAUUACCAGAAAGUCAUCUAACUGAACAGGCUCUGAAAGUUUCAGCUGCUUCUGGACCCCCUGAACAGAAGACUGGGAUUCCUAUAGUAACUUCUACUUCUUACUCACAAAGAGAGAAGCUCAGUAUUUUGUGUCAGCAAGAGUUGCCAGACAGUCAUAUAACUGAACAGGCUCAGAAAGUUUCAGCUGCUCCUGGAUUGGCUGAGCAGAAGACUGGGAUUCCUACCGUACACUCUACUUCCUAUUUACAUAGAGAGAAGCCCAGUAUUGUGUACCAGCAAGAGUUACCAGACAAUCAUCUAAUUCAGCAGGUUCAGCAAGUUUCAGCUGCUCCUGGAUUGGCUGAGCAGAAGACUGGGAUUCCUACCGUACACUCUACUUCCUAUUCACAUAGAGAGAAGCCCACUAUUCUGUACCAGCAAGAGUUGCCAGACAGUCAUGUAAUUCAAGAGGUUCAACAAGUUUCAGCUGCUCCUGGAUUGGCUGAGCAGAAGACUGGGAUUCCUAUAGUAACUUCUACUUCUUACUCACAUAGAGAGAAGCCCAGUAUUUUGUACCAGCAAGAGUUGCCAGACAGUCAUGUAACUGAACAGGCUCAGAAAGUUUCACCUGCUCCUGGACCCCCUGAGCAGAAAACUGGGAUUCCUAUAGUAACUUCUACUUCUUACUCACAUAGAGAGAAGCCCAGUAUUUUCUACCAACAGAAUUUGCCAGAUAGUCAUCUAACUAAAAAGGCUCAGAAGGUUCCAGCUCUUCCAGGACUAGCUCACCAGAAGAGUGGGACACCAAUAGCACCCCCUGCUUUCUACUCACAUAGAGGGAAGACCAGUGUUAUCUAUCAGCAGGAGUUGCCAGACAGUCAUCUAAGUGAUCAGACUCAGAAAAUUUCAGCUAUUCCUGGGCCAGUUGACCAGAACACUGGGAUACAGACAGUACCCUCUGGUUCCUACUCACAGAGGGAGAAGCCCAUUAUUUUUUACAGGCAGGAGUUUACAGACAGUCUUCUAACUGAAGAGGCUGUAAAAGUUUCAGCUUUUCCUAGAACAGCUGACCAGAACACUGGGAUACCAACAGGGUCGUCUAGGUCCUACUCAUUUGGAGAGAAGCCAGGUGGUUUUUUCUACCAGCAGGUGUUACCAGAUAGUAAUCUAAGUGAAGAGGCUCUGAAAGUUUCACCUGCGUCUAGACCAAGUGACCAGAAGACUGGUAUACUCUCAGUACCUGCUAGUUCCUACUCACAUAGAGAGAAGCACAGUAUUUUCUACCCACAAACCUUGCCCGGCAGUCAUCUAUCUGAAGAGGCUCUGAAAGAUUCAGCUAUUUCUGGACUAGCUGAUGAGAAGACUGGGACAUCCGAAUCUUCUGGUUCUUACUCACAUAGAGAGAAAUCCAGUGUUUUCUACCAACAGGAGUUGCCAGAUAGUCAUCUAACUGAAGAGGCUCAGAAAGUUUCAGGUGUUACUGGAACAGGUGACCAGAAGACUGGGAUACCUAUAUUAACCUCUAAUUCUUACUUACAUAAAGAGAAGCCCAUUAUUUUCUACCAGCAGGCCUUACCAGAUAGAUAUCUUACUGAAGAAGCUCUGAAUGUUUCAGCUGCUCCCAGACCAGCUGACCAGAAGGCUGGGAUACCUGCAGUACCAUCUAGUUCCUAUUCAUAUAGAGAGAAGCCCAUCAUUUCUUACCAGCAAGAGUUGCCAGAUCUUACUCAAGUGGCUUUAAAAGUUUUAGAGGUUCCUGGACCAGCUGACCAGAAGAUUGGGAUACCAUCAAUAAUCUCUACUUCUUCCUCAUAUGGAGAGAAGCCCAUCAUUUCUUACCAGCAAGAGUUGCCAGAUCCUAAUGAAGAUGCUUUAAAACGUUUAGAGCUUCCUGGACAAGCAGACCAGACCACUGGUAUGCGAACUGUGCCCCCUACUUCCUAUUCACAUAGAGAGAGCCCCAUCUUCUCUUACCAGAAGGAGUUGCCAGAUAUUACUGAAGAAACUUUGAAAGUUUCAGCUGUUCCUGGACCAGCUGACCAGAAGAUUGGGAUACAAACAGUCCCCUCUAGUUCCUACUCAUAUAGAGAGAAGGCCGAUGUUUUUUACCAGCAGGAGUUGCCAGAUCUUACUGAAGAAACUUUAAAAGUUUUUGCUCUUCCUGGACCAGCUGACCAGAACGCUGAGAUACCAACAGGGCCUUCUAGUUCUUACUCACAUAAAGAGAAACUCAAGAUUUUACCAGAUGACCAGAAGGCUGAGUUACUAUCAGCUCCCCUUAGUUCCUACUCACAUAGAGAAAAGCCUAAAACUUCAACUGUGAUUGGACCAGACGACCAGAAGACUCCAUUACUGACAGGUUUUCCUAAUUCUUAUUCUCAGAGAGUAAAGCCCAGUAUUUUCUUUAAACAGCAGUUGCCAGAUGGACAUCAAAGUGGAGAUAUUCUUAAGAUUUCAUCUGUUCCUGAACCAACUGAUGUGAAUUCUUGGAUACAAAUACCUCUUUCUAGUUCCUAUUCACAGAGAGAGAAAUCUAAUAUUUUCUACCCAGAGGAAUUGCCAGACAAACAUCUCACUGAAGAUUCACUGAAGGUUUCAACAGUUCCUGGACCAGCUGACCAAAAAACUGUGUUACCAGCAGUUCCUCCUAGUUCCUUUUCACUUAGAGAGAAACCAAUUCUUUUCUACCAACAGGAUUUGCCAGAAAGACAUCUAACUGAAAAUAACCUGAAGUUCUCAAGUAGUCUUGGGCAAGCUGGUCAGAUUACUGGGUUAUCAACAGUUCCCCCUAGUACUUAUUCACAUAGUGAGAAGCACAAACUUGUUUCAGACCAUGUCCAAAGGCUGAUAGAUAAUUUGGAUUCUUCUAACGCCAGUGUUAUCUCAAACAAUAUGCCUUUGAAUUCUCAGGCUGAUGGUACAGUUGUAAUAAAUAAGCCAGAAUCUUCAGGUUUUGAAGAUGUUGGCUCUAAGGAAAUCCAGGAUAUGGAAAACAGUUCCAAAACUCUUAAAGAGGUUCAGACACUUUUAAUGGAAGCAGAAAAUAUAGCACUGAGACGAUGCAAUUUUCCUGUUCCCCUUGUCCCUUUCAGAGAUGUUAGUGAUAUCUCAUUUAUACAAUCUAAGAAGGUGGUUUGCUUCAAAGAACCCCCCACAGCUGAUGCAUCUAAUGGUGAUUUGUCUCAGAGACAGCCAUUCACAGAAGAAAGCCCAAGCAACAAGUGCAUACAGAAGGAUAUUAGCACACAGACGAAUCUGAAAUGCCAGAGAGGCACUGAAAAUUGGGAGUUUAUUAGUUCAACUACAGUUAGAAGUCCUUUACAGGAAGCAGAAAGCAAAGCCAGAGUGGCAUUAGACGAAACCCUUAGGCAAUGUAAAGCAGCCAGAUCUGUAAUGAGAUCUGACCCUGAAGGGUAUAGUAGAACCAUUGAGAAUAAGAUUGUUAUUCCUAUGAUGACUGUCAUUAAAAGUGAUUCAAGUAGUGAUGCAAGUUCCUGCUCAUGGGACAGUAAUUCCUUGGAGUCAGUUUCUGAUGUGCUUCUAAACUUCUUUCCAAAUUCUUUACCCAAGACAAGCAUGACAGAUAGCAGAGAGGAAGAGGGUGUGUUAGAGAGUGACGAUGGUGGUGGUAGCAGUGUAGAUUCACUGGCUGCACAUGUGAAAAACCUUCUGAAAUGUGAAUCCUCAUUGAACCGUGCUAAACAAAUACUCAGAAAUGCAGAGGAGGAGGAAUCUCGGGUACGGGCACGAGCCUGGAAUCUGAAGUUUAAUAUGGCUCAUGAGUGUGGCUACUCCAUUUCAGAAUUAAACGAAGAUGACAGGAGAAAAGUAGAAGAGAUCAAAGCAAAGUUGUUUGGUCAUGGGAGAACAACUGACUUGCCCAAGGGUUUACAGAGUCCACAGGGAAUAGGAUGCAAGCCAGAAGCUGUAUGUAGUCACAUUAUUAUUGAGGGCCAUGAAAAAGGAUGUUUCAGGACUCUAACAGCUGAACGGCCAGAAUUGGACAGCCACCCUUGUGUUUUCAGAUCUGCUGAACCCUCAGAAAUGAUCAGAGGGCAACGGAGCCCAUCAUCAUGGACAACCAGGCACAUCAACCUUGCCAAGUCACUGGACCAGAACAACUCCCAUUUCAAAGUUUGGAAUUCAUUGCAGUUACAAAGUCAUUCCCCAUUUCAAAACUUUAUAGGUGAUGACUUGAAAAUUAGCAAGGGUCUUCGAAUGCCAUUCCGUGAAAAGUUGGACCCUUGGCUGUCAGAAUUAGUAGAACCUGGUUGUAUGCCACCUGAAGAAAUGGAUUGUCAGUCUUCAUCACAAAUGCUGCCCCCAGAACCCAUGAAAAAGUUUACUACCUCCAUCACUUUCUCAUCUCACCGACAUUCUAAAUGCUUUUCAGAUUCCUCUUUUCUUAAGGUUGGUGUUACUGAAGGUAGCCAGUGUACUGGAGCAUCUGUGGGGAUAGUUAAUUCUCAUAUCACUGAAGAGCAAAAUCCUCCUAGAGAUCUAAAAGAGAAAACCUCUUCCCCUUCAUCAUUUAAAAUCAUUAGUCAGUCACCAGAUAAAGCUGUGACUAUUUUAGCAGAAAAUAGUAGGGAAAGCCAAAAAUUAUCUGUUGAACCUUCUCACCAAGAAGAAAAACCCUUAGAAAGAUCAGAUUUUAAAGGCAGUCAUUCUAAGCCCAGUACCAGUGCAAAUGAUAGCAAUUUCAAGGAAGUUCAUUUUUCUGAUGACGAUACUCUCAUUAGCAUGGGCAGACCAAGUUCCACACUAGGAGUAAAAGAGAAGAAUGUAACUAUAACUCCAGAUCUUCCUUCGAACAUUUUUCUUGAACAAGAGCUCUUUGAACAAAGCAAAGCCUCACAUGAAGAUCACCGUGUGAGAAAACACAAUUCUCCCCCUCCUCAACAUCAGGAUUAUGUAGCUCCAAAUCUCCCUUGUCGUAUUUUUCUUGAAAAACGAGAACUCUUUAAACAAAGCAAGACCCAACAUAAAGAUAAUCAGUUGAGAGAAAACCACUCUCCCCUUCCUCAAAGUCAGGAUUAUAUAGCUUCAGACCUUCCUUCUCCCAUUUUUCUUGAACAACGUCAGCUCUUUGAGCAAAGCAAAGCCCCAGAUGUAGAUCACCACAUGGGAAAACACCAUUCUCCCCUUCCUCAAGGUCAGGAUUGUAUAGUAGAAAAGAAUAAUGAACAUAAGCCUAAAUUACACAUUUCUGAUAUGAUAAAUGUUGAAGCCAAAUUCAGUGAUGUGGCCUCCCCAUCAGCCCCAAAUCAAUGUACAGUAGUAACAUCUGCAUCUACUCCACCUUCAAAUACAAAAGCACUUUCUUGUGUUCGUAUAACUCUUUGUCCCAAGACUCCUUCCAAGUUGGAUAGUGGAACCUUAGAUAAAAGAUUUCAUUCAUUGGAUCCUGCCUCUAAAACAAGGAUGAAUAGUGAGUUUAACUCUGGCCUACAGACUGUAUCUUCAGAAUCAUUGGAACCAACCUCCAAAUUAUUGACCAGUAAACCUGUAGCACAGGAUCAAGAAUCUUUAGGUUUUCUAGGACCUAAAUCUUCACUGGACUUCCAAGUCGUACAGUCUCCUCUUCCAGAUAGUAAUAUUAUUUCUCAGGACUUGAAAACCAUACCUUUUCAGAAUAGCCAGAUAGUAACCUCAAGGCAAACACAAGUGAACAUUUCAGAUUUGGAAGGAUAUUCCAAUCCAGAAGGGACUCCGGUAUCUGCAGUUCGAUCACCAAAGGAGAUUAAGACCCCGUUUUCUCCCUUCUCUGGAAAAUUAUCAUCUGAUGCAGUCACUCAGAUAACAACAGAAAGUCCAGGAAAAGCCAUGUUUUCAUCUGAGAUUUUUGUUAAUGCUGAAGAUCGUGGACAUGAUAUUCCAGAGCUCAGUACACAGAAGUUGGGCAAAGUUCCUGUCAAGUUUGCUUCACCAUCUUCAGUCCAACAGAUUACUGUUCCUCAUGGCACAGAUGGCCAGCCUUUACUGUUGCCAUAUAAGCCUUCUGGUAGUACGAAGAUGUACUAUGUUCCCCAAUUAAGACAAAUUCCUUCAUCUCUGGAUUCUAAGUCAGACACCACCAUUGAGAGCUCACACUCAGGAUCCAAUGAUGCCAUUGCUCCAGAUUUCCCGGCUCAGGUGCUAGGCACAAGGGAUGAGGAUGUGGCAGACACUGUUAACAUUAAACAUAAAGAGGGGAUCUACAGUAAGAGGGUGGUAACUAAGGCAUCCUUGUCAAUGGGGAAAAAACCCUUUCAGAAAGAUAAUGCAGAUGCUCAAGUUCAAGUACUCAUCACUGGGGAUGAGGACCUCUCAGACAAAAACCAGAAAAAGGAGAUCUACAGUAAAAGGGCAGUGACCGAGGCUGCUGGAUCUGAAGAAAAAGAAUCCUUGCAGAAAGACACUACAGGUUCCAGGGCUGCUGCUGCUUCAGAGCAGUCAGCUCAACUACAAGACACGAAGAUUGAUAAUCUAGCAGACACUAAAGCCAUUAAACAGAAAGGGGAGAUCCACAGUAAGAGGACCGUUCCUAAGGAAGCCUGGCCCGAAGAGAAGAAAUCCUUGCAAAUAGAUAUUGCAGAGUCCAGAUGUCAUUCAGAAUUUGAAAAUACCACCCAUUCUGUCUUCAGGUCAGCUAAGUUUUACUUUCAUCAUCCAGUGCACCUACCAAGUGAUCAAGAUUUUUGCCAUGAAUCCUUAGGAAGAAGAGUUUUCAUGAGGCAUUCUUGGAAAGAUUCCUUUCAGCAUCAUCCAGACAAACAAAGAGAACACACUUGUCUUCCUUCCUCUUAUCAAAAUGUGGCAAAGACAAAGUCAGAUUAUACCACAAUAGAGAGCCUCAGUAUCAAUGUAAACUUGGAAAACAAAGAAGUACAGCAUACUACUAAAAGUCAGGCUAGAGAUUUUCCAAAAUAUGACAAACAAGUUAAUGACCUAAAAAGGGAUCAUAAGGCCACCCCAGAGUUAACAACUCAGCACACUGUGAGUUUAAAUGAACUCUGGAACAGGUAUCAGGAGCGACAGAGGCAACAGAAACCUCCUGAGUUCAGUGCCAAGAAGGAACUUUCCUUGGUGGAGCGACUUGAUCGUUUGGCUAAACUUCUUCAGCGUCCCAUCACACAUUCUCUCCAGCCCUCAGAAAGUACACAGGAUGAUAGCAAGGGGGAACAAGAUGUUAAGGAAUGGAGUGGUAGACGGCAACAGCAGAACAACAAGCUUCAGAAAAAGAAACGGUAUAAAAGCCUGGAGAAAUGCCAUAAAAACACAGGCGAUCUUAAAAAAAACAAGGUUCUUUCUACUCAUCAAGCUAGGAGGUCCAAUCAGAUUAAAAUUGAACAGAUUAAAUUUGAUAAAUAUAUUCUGAGAAAACAGCCAGGUUUUCAUUAUAUAAAUAACACUUCUUCAGAUUCUAGACACUCAGAGGAGAGUGAGCUGCUCACAGAUACUGCCACCAACAUCCUUUCCACCACCACUUCUGUGGAAUCAGAUAUAUUGACCCAAACAGAUAAGGAAGUGACUCUGCAUGAGAGGAGCAGCUCUAUUUCCACCAUUGAUACUGCCCGACUGAUCCAUGCUUUUGGCCAUGAAAGAGUUUGUUUGUCACCCAGGCGAAUUAAACUAGACAGCAGCAUCACCGACCAUCAGAGGAGACACCUUGAGAAGCGGAGCGAGAAAAACAAGAAACCAUUGAAUACAGGUUACCCCCAAAUUACUUCAGAGCACACCAGAAGGAAACACGUCCAGGUGACAGACCAUAUUUCUUCUGACUCUGUUUCGUCUUCUACCAGCAGUUUCUGGAGCUCGAGCUCUACCCUUUGCAACAAGCAAAAUGUACAUAUGUUAAAUAAGGGCAUACAAGCAGGUACCUUGGAGAUUGUGAAUGGUGUCAGAAAACACACUCGAGAUGUUGGAAUGACUUUCCCAACUCCAAGUUCUAGCGAGGCUAGAGUAGAAGAGGACAGUGAUGUGACUUCUUGGUCAGAAGAAAAGAUAGAAGAGAAAAGGCUCCUUACCAAUUAUCUUGGGGACAGAAAGUUAAGGAAGAAUAAGCAGAGCUGCUGGGAAGGAGUUUCAUGGUUUGUUCCUGUGGAAAAUGUGAAGUCUGGUCCUAAGAAGGAAAACCUGCCCAAGUUUCAUGGCCCUGGUGUCUCCUGGUUUGCACCAAUAACCAACACCACACCUUGGAGGGAGCCACUACAGGAACAGAACUGGCAAGGACAGCACACGGACAGCCGCAGUUCACUAGCAGGCCCAGGCAGAGAUCCACUGAAGCCAUUUGUGAGAGCAACCCUACAGGAAUCACUGCAACUUCACAGACCUGACUUCAUCUCCAGCUCUGGGGAACGGAUAAAGCGCCUGAAGUUUAUAGUCCAGGAGAGGAAGCUGCAGAACAUGUUACAGAGUGAACGGGAGGCACUGUUCAACACUGUGCGAGGAUGGCAGGGCCACCGGGACGCCACGCACCUGCUCCCUAAGAGAGGCUUCCUGGCUGCCCAAAAGAAAAGGCCUGUUGGAAAGAAGGAAAUGAUUCAGCGGUCUAAAUGGAAACUGUAACCCAGAGAGAGGUUGCCAGCAAGUCAGGGCCAGAGCUGGGGUUAGAGUCCGGCAGCAGGCUCCCCACCCAGCACUCCUUCAACUGUAUCAUGUGGAGGACUUGGAGCUCUGGAUCUCUGUGUUACUCAUCAUCUUUUCCCAUCACCUACCUCUACCAAAGAUGUUUAAACGUUUCUGGUAAGAGAAAAGAUUUGGAGAAGAGAGAACCUGACUCUCUUAACUUGAAGCAUUUCUUCCAAUGUGUCCUUUAAUAGAAGUGUUUUCACUAACUUAUUAAUGCAUAUAUUUGGGUAUGUGCCAGGCACUGGACUAGGUACUACAAAUGAAAGAUAGUUGACUCCAGACCAUGAACAGACAGACAGUUCCAAUAGUAUGUAGUAAUUGCUUUCAAGGAUCCAUUUACAAAAUGCAAUUUCUGGCUACUCUGAUUAGCCCGACUCCCAGCUUUCCAGCCCUAGAAUACAACAUUUCCUGGCCCAAGCAGAUUUUCUCUUCACAUCACAUGUUCUCCUUGGGAUAACUCGUCUUUUUUCCAAUGGCCUUUGUUAUCCCUUCUCUAACUGUGACUU